This is a messenger RNA of Pseudophryne corroboree (corroboree frog), 3728 nucleotides long. It is a transcript of the gene LPGAT1, whose product is annotated as lysophosphatidylglycerol acyltransferase 1. NCBI's taxonomy places the organism in Eukaryota, Metazoa, Chordata, Amphibia, Anura, Myobatrachidae. Gene Ontology annotation, biological process: phosphatidylinositol acyl-chain remodeling. The record is from RefSeq and is a predicted model, not a curated record. Gene Ontology annotation, cellular component: endoplasmic reticulum; endomembrane system. Gene Ontology annotation, molecular function: acyltransferase activity. The transcript has 9 exons. The coding region runs from base 401 to 1591 and encodes 396 amino acids.
AGCCCCCGGCUGUGUUUCCUAUAAAUGUAAAUAACGGUGACUCUGCCCCGAGUGACCGGACCACACACAUCCCACCUGUGGUACCGGGCCCCGGUCAGCACCACUCCCACACCAGCCUCUCCGGCCGGCCGCCACCGCCAUUGCCCCGCCCUUCUCCCCUGUGACACCAGAGGCGGGGAGUACGGAACGGUGACGAUUGGCCGAUCCCCCGGCCGCUUCCUCCAAUCGGCAGGCCGGCCUGUGGUAGUGCGAAUAGCGCUGUGGGGGGAUCUCAGUCAGUCAGCAGUGCUGCUGGGAGGAGGAGGUGGAGGAGGACGGCUCUCCUACCGCCAGCUCCUCCAACCGACACGGUCACACACCGGGGGCCCCGCAGGCACUGAUUUGGCUCUGCGUGGGCAAGAUGGCAGUCACCUUGGAUAGGAUCAGGAAGAUGGGAUUUCUUAUUUUGAAAAUUGUCGUACGGUUCGCCUUCAUGUUCAUCAAUAAUAUGGUUGCUAUUCCAUCCUAUGUAUUAUAUUUAGUAGCUCUGCAACCUAUCAGACUUGUAGACAGAAAACUUUUCUGGUGUAUUGAAGGAGUCAUGUUUAAAUGGCUCUUGGCUAUGGUAGCAUCGUGGGGCUGGACUGCGGGGUACACAGUGAACCUACAGGUACCAGCAUGGUCAGGCUGCCAAGGCAAGAUGGAUCUUGGAGAACCACAAGUACAAGCUUGCUCUGUUGUUGAAUGGGGCGACAACGUUCACACGAUCACAGAAGAUGAAGCUGUAAUGUUGGUGAAUCAUCAAGCAACUGGAGAUGUCUGCACAUUAAUGAUGUGCUUACAGGACAAAAGCACGGUGGUUCGGCAAAUGAUGUGGCUAAUGGACCAUAUAUUCCAAUAUACAAAUUUCGGUAUAGUGUCCCGUGUACACGGAGACUUUUUUAUCCGGCAGGGCAAAGCUCAUCGUGACCAGCAGCUGAUCCUUCUGAAGGACCACCUAGAAAAAUAUUACAGGAGUCGAGAUCGAAAGUGGAUCAUUUUAUUUCCAGAGGGUGGUUUUCUCAGGAAACGAAGGGAAACAAGCCAGUUAUAUGCCAAGAAAAAUAACUUGCCGUUUCUUACUCAUGUUACCCUUCCCAGACUGGGAGCUACAGAAGUUAUCUUGAAGACCUUGCUGGCCCAGCAAGAGAAUGGAACGCCGGCAGGAGGGUAUUCAGGUUUAGCGGGCCGGAAACCUAAAGGCUUACAAUGGAUAAUAGACACCACCAUUGGUUACCCCAACGCAGAUCCUAUGGACAUUCAAACUUGGAUUCUGGGCUAUCGGCCACCUACUGUCACACAUGUGUACUACAGAAUUUAUUCCAUCAAAGAUGUUCCCAUGGAAACAGAAGCAUUAACAGAUUGGUUAUAUCAGCGCUUUGUGGAGAAAGAGGAGCUAUUGUCACACUUCUAUGAAACAGGUGCUUUUCCUCCCCCGCAAGGACAGAAGAAAGCCAUGCCAAGAGCAAUGAUUCUCAACAACAUCUGGCUCUUCCUUGUACAGUCGCUGGCGUUUUUGUCAGGGUACAUGUGGUACUGCGUUCUUCACUAUUUUUAUCAAUGCCUAUUUUAAAAGCUCAAGGGGACCUGAGGAUUAAAAUGUAGGCAAUUUCAAGCUCUUGUGGAAGAGCAUCAUGUUAUAUGUGUGAAUGUGAAUAACAUCACAGUCAAGAAACUAGCUGACGUUGUUUUUCUUUUUUUUUUUCUUUUUUUUUUCUUUUUUUUUUAUAAAUCUCUAUAUAAUUUUAUUUUAUUAUGAUUGGUUUUUUUUUUUUUUGCAUCUUAAGCUCUAAUUGGGGCUAUUUUAAACUCACGUGAUAAUAUGGAUCAGUGUCGGUGACCUGCUAAUGUUUUUUUUAGCAAAUGGGCAUGAGUCCUUCUCGAUCCUUUUUUUUUUUUUCUUCAAAGAUGAAGGGUUUAUUCAUGACAGAACGCAUCAACGUUUCCUAAUAAUAAAAACAUUUUAAUGGAAUACACCUCUGCAAUCUUAAAAUUGUAGGUUGCAGCAACCCUGCCGUUAUUUGUUUCCUUUAGUAAUUGGGGGUUUGCCCAAGUUACCGCCCACAAUACAAGACUGUGAAACGCGUUGAUAGUUUGUUUUUAUUUUAAUUAACGAUCGCCCAAGGAACGCGUUGUCAUGAAGAUUCUGGUGAGAUUACAUAGGAAUAGGUGUCUGUUCUGUCCUGUUCGGUGUCCUUCAUGGCAUUACGAAAUCAUGUAUCCAACAUAACGAAGAUCGAGAUGUGUCAUUCUUGUUUUAUGUUUACCACAAUGCACCUGGUUUACUUGUACAAGUCUCCUUAUCUCUGAGGAUGUCAAUUUACCUGUAAAGUUAACAAAUGUUUCUUUGUGUUAGUACGACUACGCACCAUUUUGUAUGUGAAUUUUAUCAUUGUAGUGUUUUUUUCUCUUUUCUUCUUUAAUUGCACUUUUUUUUCCAACCGUUAUAAUUCUGUGGACUGUAUUUUUUUCCAAAUAAGUGCUAAAGCUUUUAGAUCCCACAUCUGAUGUUAUUUCAUCAGGAAAGUUCCUCAGCUGAAAUUUCUUGUUAUAUUAUUGUAAUUCUGUCUUUAUGGCACUACAUAUAUUUGACAAGCAAUGGGACAUGGCCGGGGGGAUGCUAUUGUAUUGCCAAUGCAGAAGUGACUCUGACCAUAUGUGUCCAAUAUUCUAUUAAUCAAUCCCUUGAAUCCUUCACAGGAGCACAGCAGACGGGCGCUGAUCUCUGGUGUUUAAGGGCAUUGCAAAGUCCAGUUUUCAUAGCACAAUAGACAGAUGUCUUUUACUAUGCUGAUCGGUUAUAGUAAUACCAUGUAGAGGAUAAUUUGUAUUUCAGAGGCUGUUUUCAUCAAUGAAAUCCACAGCGGAGAAGGAAAAAAAAAAAUUGGUGCCAAAAUCUUUUUACCUAUUCACUGCCCUAGAGGCCAUCAGUGUAUUUAUAACCAUGAUAACUGGUUACAUUUAAUUGUAAUUAUAAGAUGAAAAGGUGGAGAGGAGGUCAUUUUGAAUACAUUGCUAUGUACCUGCUACAAUUGAUUUAAUACAAUUUUUGUUUUCUUGCUGUAAUGGAACAAUAUAUUUGGGUCAAAUAAGCCAAAAAUUAAAAUAACAUGUUUUGUUUUUAGAAAUAAUUUGCUGACACUGAAUUUUGCAAAUUGCUUGUUAUCCUUAUGCAUAGGACAUGUUUGUUAUAGAGAGAAUACUCAUAUACAGCAUGGACAGAAGUGAAGAUUUCAUUAUCACCUGAUCUAUCAGUUUCUUAAUGAACGAACGAGAGCGUCUACAGUCAAUUUUGUUUAGAGCUCUUCUUUGUGAUUAGAUUUUGAUUGGCAUCUCAUAUAAUAAUGCUGAUUAUAAAGUGAUAUAAGGAUACAGCUCAGAAAAUAUAUGGGGAGUUCAAAAAGUCCCUUAACAGUAAUUGUGUGCUAAGCAAGUCUCCCCGCAGAAAAAGUGUGCUGAGUGAUAUGGGAACAUAAUUGUUAUUAAACACUUCAUUUACCUGAAAUAAAAUAAUUUGUUACAUGCUAAUCUUCAUUAAGUGUUGAAAGUUUUGUCACUCACUGGCCCCCCACAGCUACAGAGGCGUUCUGAAGCCAGAGACGGUGCUCACUGUGAAGGGACUUUUUGAACUCCCUAUAUUAAGAAUAUGGACUCUGAACAGAUGUCAAUGUUUUCUAAAAGUAUAUAAACCUAGAAAUGGUCAUAAAUAA